AUGCCUACAAAUGCAUCUUCCAGUAAGUUAUUAACACUGGAAACAUUAGACAUAUCUGCUGCACAUAUUUACCCAACAUUUGUAUUUGGAACAAUUACCUAUCUAACUAUUGUCUUUUGCAACCUGUUGGUAUUAAUAACUAUUGCUGUGAGUAAAAAGCUACAUAAGCCCAUGUUUAUCCUGCUGUUCAACUUGCCCAUUAGUGACAUGGUGGGUGCUACAGCUUUUUUUCCUCAUCUCAUGUUCAGCAUUGUGACACAGAGCAGAUUGAUUUCCCAUCCUGCAUGUAUUACUCAGGCUUUUCUGAUUCAUGUUUAUGGUACAGGAAACUUGCUGAUCCUGAGUGCCAUGGCAUAUGACAGAUAUAUUGCUAUAUGUUAUCCUUUGAGGUAUAAUACUAUAAUGAAUCCAAAUAAUUUAAUUAGAAUUAUUUUUUUAAUAUGGUUCAUAAAUUUAUCACUGAUUUUUACAUUGAUUAUGCUGAAUGCACGGUUUAAAAUUUGCAGAACAAAUAUAGUGGAUUUGUAUUGCAACAAUCCAUCAUUAUUGAAACUGACCUGUGAGGACACCAGGGUGAACAACUACUAUGGAAUAGCUAUUAUAGUCUUGCUACAAGGUGUCCCACUUUCAAUAAUAACAUACACAUAUGCACAGAUCUUCCAUACAUGUGUUAUGACUAAUCAGCCUGAUGCUCGAAGAAAAGCCAUUCAGACAUGUGGCACUCAUUUAGUAGUUUUCUUAAUCUUACAAAUCAAUACUACGUUUACACUUAUUGCUCACCGAAUUGCGAAUGUGUCUCCAAACAUUAGAAGGACUCUUGGUGUGUCAGUUAUAGUAUUUCCCCCUUUUUUGGACCCAAUUAUAUACGGACUGAAAAUCACAGAAUUGAAGCAGAACAUAAUACUGUUCCUAAAAAGAAAUUUUUGUUCAAUCAAGUUGUAA
Thunnus maccoyii (southern bluefin tuna) is the source of this 942-nucleotide messenger RNA. RefSeq names its product olfactory receptor 52B2-like. The transcript has a single exon. Gene Ontology annotation, cellular component: membrane. Gene Ontology annotation, biological process: G protein-coupled receptor signaling pathway. The coding region runs from base 1 to 942 and encodes 313 amino acids. Gene Ontology annotation, molecular function: G protein-coupled receptor activity; olfactory receptor activity. The record is from RefSeq and is a predicted model, not a curated record. NCBI's taxonomy places the organism in Eukaryota, Metazoa, Chordata, Actinopteri, Scombriformes, Scombridae.